Messenger RNA from Myxocyprinus asiaticus (Chinese sucker), 3716 nucleotides. RefSeq names its product potassium voltage-gated channel subfamily KQT member 1-like. The record is from RefSeq and is a predicted model, not a curated record. Gene Ontology annotation, biological process: transmembrane transport; potassium ion transport. Gene Ontology annotation, molecular function: voltage-gated potassium channel activity. The coding region runs from base 211 to 2247 and encodes 678 amino acids. Gene Ontology annotation, cellular component: voltage-gated potassium channel complex; membrane. NCBI's taxonomy places the organism in Eukaryota, Metazoa, Chordata, Actinopteri, Cypriniformes, Catostomidae. The transcript has 18 exons.
UAUAAGAUGCUGCUGUUCAUUUCGAAAACACGAAGGAAGCGAUGCAAGAAGUGUUUUUAUAAUUGUUUUGAGCGAAAGAGAAGCAGAGGAUAAAACCAAUCCUAAAACAAAGUUAUCAUUUGUUUCUGUUUCCGUCUCAUUCAAAUUGUGACAAGUUUGUUUUGGAGUCGCGUGGGAGAUUACGCGUGAAAGUGUGUUCUCGGCAGCAGCAUGGCCUCUCCACCUCAGAAUACAGCCACAGACCCUUCGUGGACUGUUAGACCUUCUCCUCAAACAGAAUUGGAAAUGAGCGAAACUCUACAUAUGCAGAGGGACAGUGUACGGUUCGGCAGGUCCCGCAACGUGACUGUGGACGGCAAUAGUCGCAAUGAGUACCCGACUGUCCAGACAAUAAUCACUCAGCGCCGGGCAUCCCACUUCCAUCACCGCAUGUCCGUGCACAGCAACACCCGUCCCAUCCUCUCUAGAUCCUUCUUUCAGGGACGUGUAUAUAAUUUUUUAGAGCGACCAUCGGGUUGGAAAUGCUUUGUUUAUCAUUUCACAGUAUUCCUCAUUGUGCUUUCUUGCCUGAUCCUCAGUGUGCUGUCUACCAUUGAUGAGUAUCAAACACUGGCUAAUAAAACACUAUUUUGGGUGGAAUUAGUGCUGGUAGUGUUUUUUGGUGUGGAGUAUGUGGUGCGCCUGUGGUCAGCAGGAUGCCGAAGUAAAUAUGUUGGAAUUCUGGGAAGGCUUCGCUUUGCUCGAAAACCCAUCUCUGUCAUUGAUCUGAUUGUGGUGGUGGCCUCCAUUAUUGUAUUGGCAUUUGGCUCUAAUGGUCAGGUUUUUGCCACCUCUGCUGUCAGAGGAGUCCGCUUCCUGCAGAUCCUACGAAUGCUGCAUGUGGAUCGACAGGGAGGAACUUGGCGGCUGCUUGGAUCUGUGGUUUUCAUACAUCGGCAGGAACUGAUCACAACUCUUUAUAUCGGAUUCCUGGGGCUCAUCUUCUCUUCCUACUUCGUUUAUCUGGCAGAGAAGGAUGCGGUAGAUGAUCACGGUAUCACAGAGUUCAGCAGCUAUGCUGAUGCUCUUUGGUGGGGUGUGGUGACAGUAACAACUAUUGGCUAUGGAGACAAGGUCCCUCAGACCUGGAUUGGGAAGACCAUUGCAUCAUGUUUCUCUGUCUUUGCUAUCUCGUUUUUUGCCCUCCCUGCUGGAAUCCUCGGCUCUGGUUUUGCUCUGAAGGUACAGCAGAAACAGAGACAAAAACACUUCAACAGGCAAAUCCCUGCAGCUGCAUGUCUGAUACAGGCCUCCUGGAGGUGCUUUGCCCUAGAGAACGAUGAUUCUGCUACUUACAAGUUAUUUGUGAAGAGGAAAUAUGUGGCAUCCAGCGCUUUAAUGCCCAGCCCUAAAUUAAAGGUAAAGAUGAGGAGAAAGAUGAAGAGUUAUGAGAGAGAUAAUGGGCCCAGUUCUCCCACCAUACCCACCAUAACCUACGAUUCUUUUGAUGAUGCAAAGGAUGUCAGUCAAGAUACAUUGAGCAGCAUUCAACAGUCAGGGGCAAACACAUUCAGAAGAAGUGAGCGGGAACAAUCAUGGAAUUCUCUAUCCACCUUCCAGUUCUCCCCACCUCCAGGGAAAAAAUCCCCUGGGUUUUUGGACGUGCAGUCUCGGCCAACACUCCAGAGGAGCAGCAGCUUUGCAGAUGAUAUGGAGACUGAAGCAGAGAGAGAUAGUUCACUUGUUCCAGUCACUCAUGUGUCUCAGUUGCGUGAUUCCCACAGAGCAGCCAUUCGUGUGAUCCAGAGAAUGCACUACUUUGUGGCAAAAAAGAAAUUCCAGCAAGCACGUAAGCCUUACGAUGUGAGAGAUGUAAUUGAGCAGUAUUCUCAGGGUCACCUCAACCUCAUGGUGCGUAUCAAGGAGCUACAGAGAAGGCUGGAUCAGUCCUUAGGGAAGCCGUCUCUCUUCCAGACAAGUUCAGAGCGCCUGAAAGACAAAGGCACGAACACUAUUGGCUCCAGACUCAACAGGAUGGAGGACAAGAUCACACACAUGGACAUGACACUCAACCGCAUUGCUGAGUCUCUGAACCUCCUGUUGGUGAGAGAGAGAGAGUCGGAUUUAGCCAGACGGCAGGAACGGGGUGGCAGCAUCCACAGACAAUCAGAAAACCAGGGCCUGACAGUGCCAGACAGGCAGGACAGCCUAACUUGCUACCAGCAACUCUCCACAGAGACCUUUAACCUCUCCCGUGAGGACAGCUGAGUGACUUAAGUUCUACAAAAUCACAAAGUGCCUGAUACUGGCUCAGUUUUGGCUUGAAUUAAUAAAGAAGGUUUUAUUUUGGGUAUAGGAACAUAUGAAUAAAGCUCAUCUCAGGUUCAGAGUUGGCUGUCCAGAGAAUGUACCAAAUAAUCCUAUUGAUUUUACUGUAAUUUUGUUGGACAGUUGGAUUCCUUCUAAAGCAACAAGGCAUGUAUACAUAUUUUAGCAUACAAUUAUGUAAGUAUUAUGUUGGCUUUUUGGUAUUAUCCAAUUGAUGCUUUCCUUUUAUUUUUAUUUUUUUUUUUUAAAAAGAAGAAAAAAAAAGAAGAGAAUACUGGGCUCAACAAUAAGGAUGUCCCGCUGGCCCAGGGCCAGUGUGAGAGAGUUUCGGGCCAGUUGAUGGAACUGCCACUUGCCCUGUUAGGCCAGUGCUGCAAUGUCACUAAAUAUUGCAUUCGCUGAUCUUACUGUUGUUUUUAUUAUUAUUAUUAUUAUAAAUUAUCGAUAUACUGAGUAUUGUUCUAUUCAGUUUUAGCAGCAUUGUGAGAGUCUUAGAAGCGUUAGAAUGGGAUGAAAAUUAUAAACCAGUCAUUAAUGUUUUGAUUUGUAUAUUGUUUUCCAGCAAAGCUAGUUUUUGGUAAAGAAAACUUAACUUUAAUGAAAAAUAUUAUUCCUGGCACACAUAUACAGUACAUUAGAAAAAAAAAAAAAAAAGAAAAGAAAAAAAAUAUAUAUAUAUAUAUAUAUAUUGUGGAGAGGCCAGUGAAAAUGUUGGCAGGGCAAGUAAAAUCUGAACUACUGGCCUGACAGGGCUAGCAGAAAAAAAAAAUCCUUACUGUUGAGUCCUGGAAAAUAUAAUUUUGUGACUAGUUUGCCCUCUACCCUCUAUAUACGAAUGUUACAAAGAACACAUUAUUCUGAAGUGUAAUGAAUUGACGUUUUUAUUGGGUCAAUGAAUACUACUGAAAAUUGACAGGAACAAAAUAUCCGAUCCUGUUUAUAAAAUGCUAAUAAACUGUUUAGAGGAGUAUAGAUCUGUGAAUAAUAUAUUGAAUUCAGCUUCUUUUCACUUACCUCUGUCCUCCAAAUUAAGUUUAUAUUUAUGUCAAUUCACAGAUGUACAAAUAUGAAUGUGAUUUUUUUAAGUAUCAUAUCUUUCAAGCAAUACUACUGAUUCAAUUCUCCAGUAAACAGUUUCAUCCAAACUGUGAUUUUUAUAAAGUACUGUUUUUGUUUUGUUUAUUCACUUUGGCAAAGAUGCAAUACUGGCAAAAAAAAAUUCUGGUUUUAUCCUGAAUAAAUAACUUGUCGGUCCCUUCCGUCUCCUGUUUGCGGUGCUUUCAUUUUCCCCAUGUUUCCAAGGGGUCAAACAUCUUCAGUAUUCAAACACAAGUGUGUGGGCAACCCAGGUUUCCGCUCUUUACCUGCACCAUCAGACCAGAAUGGUGCUAUUUAUGCUUGUGUGGAGG